Molecule: messenger RNA, 6375 nt
Organism: Acinonyx jubatus (cheetah)
Lineage: Eukaryota; Metazoa; Chordata; Mammalia; Carnivora; Felidae
Gene: DPY19L1
Product: dpy-19 like C-mannosyltransferase 1
Exons: 22
Coding region: 1861-3717 (618 amino acids)
Cellular component (GO): nuclear inner membrane
Molecular function (GO): mannosyltransferase activity
Source: RefSeq, a predicted model, not a curated record
UGGGUUUGAGGGAAAAGAUUGGAAUUCUAUCCUGGACGUGUUUCCGUUGCAAUAUUUGUGAGAUGUCCAAGUAGAAAUGUCAAGCAGGCAGUGGGACAUAAGAGAAGAUGUCAGAAUGGAAACAAAAUAGGACAUCACCAGCAAAUGGGUGUUAAUUCCCAAAUUAAUGGGAAUUAAUAAUAACACCUUUUACUGAAAUGGGGUUUACUCUGUGCCAGACAUAGUUCUAAGUGCUUUAGAUAAACUCAUUUAUCUUAGACUCAAUUCACUGCUAACUCAGGCCUGACCAUGACACUGUGAUUGCCAUACCUGUUUUAUCAGACAGGGGAUCUGAGGCACACAGCUUUUAAAUAACUUGCCCAGGACCAUCUCUAGAAUGUGGAAGGCUCAGGAUUUGAAUCCAGGCAAUGUGGCUUCAGAGUUCGAGCUCUUAACUGCUCUGCUGUAUUUCAUCUUCUCCAGGGUGAGUAUAGCGAAAGAAGAAAUGAAGCCCCAGGACUCUGUUCAGAGAAAUGGCAACAUUUAAUGCUCAAUUAAGUGUUAGCUUUCUUGUUUCUUCCUUCAGGGGAAAUAAAGCAGAGAGGGAUCAUGCGUGGAGGUACGGGGACAGGAAGUGGAAAGAGAGCAUAUUAGGGUGGCAUAAAGGAUGAGAAAAGCUGAGGAGCUGUGAGGCACAGGGACCACUGGCCAUCUUGGUGGGAUGGCUGUCAAGCAAACGCUUAGCCACAACCGAGCAUCAGCUCUAAGGAUGUGUUAAUACAUAGAUGUUGGGCCAGUACAUUUCCUUAGAAAGCCAGUGAAUAAGAUGGGAAUUUGGGAUUUAAAGGGUUUCUUCAAUGUUUAAAACCAGUUUUUUCUUUCUGAAAUAGACUCUGGUUAACUCUAAACAACAGUCAUAAUCACAUAAUCACAUUUUUUUAAUUAAAAUACACAAUUGGAGGGGUUCUGAGUAUGUUAUAUUUGUGUGUGCUCAAGUUAACAAAUGUGAUGAGUUUAGAUUGUGUAAGUAUAAAGAGACAUUACCAAUAUGUGAUUGAUUCUUGGCCCAUAGUAUGGCAUCAUUACUGAAAGCAGAUACAAUUUUAUUAUACACAUAUGCAUAUUUGCAUGUUGAUAAAUUUGAACUGUGGCCAUUUUUAUAAGUUUUAUAUGCUUAGCCUGUUAGGCUGUAUUAAUGUGUCUUAAAAUUUAUGUUAAUGAGAUACUUACAUUAUCAUAGAGACCUAUAAGCCUGUGUGCAUGUUUCUAAGCAGGCCAGCUUUAGGCUGCGUACUUUGUAUGUUUAGUUCUAAAUUCUUGUGUCGUUAGUUUAUCUUUUGCCAUCGGAUUGUACUUUACCCAAACCAUCGGAACAUUACUCUUCCAGGAAGGAGUCUGCUAGUUUUCUUUAGUUACCAUUCUAAUGAGUAUUUGUCCUCAGAGUUAGUAAAAAUUACAUCUAUUUCUAGGUCAGGACCUUUAUGCUGCUGUUUAAUUCUGUAAAAGGCAGUUUCAUAGGAAAGAUCAAUUCUUCAUGGAUGAUCUUUCACAAUUCAAGAAUCAUUGAAUAGGAAUAAAUUUAAAAGUGGAAGUAUUGAUUUGUAGAGUACAUAAAUCUACAAUUGUUGUAACUUUUCUCUUUUUUGUUUUCAUACUACUUUUUAUUUUCUCAGCAUUGUCCUUUUUCCUCCCUGAAUACAUUUAAAUUAACAGCUCACAUGCAUAUCUUCACGUUUGUCUGGCAUAUUCCUUCAUGUUUGACUUCCUUUCCAGAGUAACUGAUUGUCAGCUGCCUUUGCAGCAGUGUUGCACUGGAGCCAUAUAACACACCUCUUUGAAAAUGAUCGCCACUUUUCUCACCUCUCAACGUUGGAAAGGGAGAUGGCUUUUCGCACUGAAAUGGGACUGUAUUAUUCCUACUUUAAGACUAUUGUGGAAGCACCCUCAUUUUUGAAUGGAGUAUGGAUGAUUAUGAAUGAUAAGCUGACUGAAUACCCCCUUGUUAUUAAUACAUUAAAAAGGUUCAAUCUUUACCCUGAGGUAAUCUUAGCCAGCUGGUACCGGAUUUAUACCAAAACAAUGGACUUGAUUGGUCUUCAAACCAAGAUAUGUUGGACGGUUACCAGAGGAGAAGGACUCAGUCCUAUUGAAAGCUGUGAAGGAUUGGGAGAUCCUGCUUGCUUUUAUGUGGCUGUAAUUUUUAUUUUAAAUGGACUAAUGAUGGCAUUAUUCUUCAUAUAUGGCACAUAUUUAAGCGGCAGCCGAUUAGGAGGCCUGGUUACAGUGCUGUGCUUCUUUUUCAAUCAUGGAGAGUGCACACGUGUGAUGUGGACACCACCUCUCCGCGAAAGCUUCUCCUAUCCGUUCCUUGUACUUCAGAUGUUGCUUGUGACUCACAUUCUCAGGGCUACAAAACUUUAUAGAGGAAGCCUGAUUGCACUCUGCAUUUCCAAUGUAUUUUUCAUGCUUCCAUGGCAGUUUGCUCAGUUCGUGCUUCUUACUCAGAUUGCAUCAUUAUUUGCAGUAUAUGUUGUGGGAUACAUUGAUGUAUGCAAAUUACGGAAGAUCAUUUAUAUACACAUGAUUUCUCUUGCACUUUGUUUUGUUUUGAUGUUUGGAAACUCAAUGUUAUUAACUUCUUAUUAUGCUUCCUCUUUGGUAAUUAUUUGGGGUAUACUGGAAAUGAAACCACAUUUCCUGAAAAUGAAUGUAUCUGAACUUAGUUUAUGGGUUAUCCAAGGAUGUUUUUGGUUAUUUGGAACUGUCGUACUCAAGUAUUUGACAUCUAAAAUCUUUGGCAUUGCAGACGAUGCUCAUAUUGGCAACUUAUUAACAUCAAAAUUCUUCAGUUACAAGGAUUUUGAUACUUUAUUGUAUACCUGUGCAGCAGAGUUUGACUUUAUGGAAAAGGAGACUCCUCUGAGGUAUACAAAGACACUGUUGCUUCCGGUUGUUCUGGUUGUGUUUAUUGCAAUCAUUAGAAAGAUUAUUAGUGACAUGUGGGGUGUCUUAACUAAACAACAGACACAAAUGAGAAAACACCAGUUUGAUCAUGGAGAGCUAGUUUAUCAUGCAUUGCAACUGUUAGCAUAUACAGCCCUCGGUAUUUUAAUUAUGAGACUAAAACUCUUCUUGACCCCACACAUGUGUGUUAUGGCUUCUUUGAUCUGUUCAAGACAGCUAUUUGGAUGGCUCUUUUGCAAAGUACAUCCUGGUGCUGUUGUUUUUGCUGUCUUAGCAGCAAUGUCAAUACAGGGUUCAGCAAAUCUACAAACCCAAUGGAAUAUUGUAGGGGAAUUCAGCAAUUUGCCACAAGAAGAACUUAUAGAAUGGAUCAAAUACAGUACUAAACCAGACGCGGUGUUUGCGGGUGCCAUGCCCACCAUGGCGAGUGUUAAACUCUCUGCACUUCGGCCCAUUGUGAAUCAUCCACAUUAUGAAGAUGCAGGUUUAAGAGCCAGAACGAAAAUAGUUUACUCAAUGUAUAGUCGAAAAGCAGCUGAAGAAGUGAAGCGAGAAUUGAUAAAGUUACAAGUGAAUUAUUACAUUCUAGAGGAGUCCUGGUGUAUAAGAAGAUCCAAGCCUGGGUGCAGUAUGCCUGAAAUCUGGGAUGUGGAAGACCCUGCUAAUGCUGGGAAACCUCCCUUAUGUAACCUCCUGGUGAAGGAUUCCAAGCCACACUUCACCACUGUAUUCCAGAACAGUGUUUACAAGGUCUUAGAAGUUAUAGAAGAGUGACUGCUGCCUACAGAGAAGUACAUCAGUAAUGGUUUUAAUGUUUUGCUAAUAAUUCAUGCCUUGUUUUUAAUUCAAAUCCCAAAAACUUUUAUAGGUAACUGUUUUCAAAUAGAAAACAUUUCGUGUGGUCAAUUUGAAUGUCGUUCUGAUUGUAAAGAUACUUAACACCUUAAUCAGUUGGUUACUAUUUCAAUGCACCCCUUAAAAUUUGCUAUGCAAAUGAGUAUAUGUUUGUACCUGACUUAAAUAUUUGUUCUAAAGUGAGCGAGCAAAGCUACUCGUGUAAAAAACAUGAUGGCUCAUGGCAAGGAUGAUAUGAAAGUAUCGUGAGCUCUGAACUAUGUAGGGGCUGAUUUUAGUUUAUGGACUAUUGAUGCCCCUUGCUUCUUUUUCUGCCUCUUGCUCUCAUCUUUUGGACAUUUCAGUGAUUGUCAUAAGCUCCUCAGUCGUGUCGGCCCCUGUCAUCAACUUCCGUGAGAGCAGAUGGGGCAGACAUGGGUAUUUGCUAUGUGGAAUGAUCUGUUGAUUUCACUUCUUCACGUUCUGCUGUGUCUUGUUGCUCUUGUUAAUGAAGCAUUUUCUGCCCAUUACUAAUCCAGAUUCUUGGACCUAGUGGUCAGGACCAAAUUCUUCUAACCACCAACCAUGUGACAGCGUGUCUGCUCUCUCUUCUUCUCUCCCGCUUACUCUCCCAGCAUUCUUUGUCAAAUAAGUGUUAUUUACUCAUUUAGUUAGAAAGUACUUAUUCUUGGUUAAAAAAAUUUAAUGGCAGUUGUGUAUGUUUCUCAUUUUUAGUAUUAUUCAGAUGUUUAUAUUUUAAUACCUUUAAAACAUUUACAGAAUUUUUCAUGUUUAAUUGUAGUUUUAAGAACCACUAUUUUGAAUGACUCAAAUGUAGUGCAUUUGAGUAGGCAUAGUUUACAGUGGAACAGUAGAUGUAGUAUGUGUAGUUUUUCUUUUACUAUUAAGAUACAAUAAAACGUGACUAAUUUUUCUGUCGGAAAAGUAAAUGAAUAACGAGAAGUGAAUGGAGUUUUUAUAUUUUACUUUUUAAAUUGCCUGUCUUUAGUAAGACAAAGCCUUAAGCCUUAUGUUAUAAUUUUGACCCCCAAAACUAUCAUUUCAGUACAAAGGAAUGAAUAUAUUCAGCCUUCCUCUUUAUUUUUUUUCCCUUCCUAUUUAUUUUUAUUUUGAAAGAGUCCCCAACCUGCUCCGAAUUCCUAGUAUGAAUUUUUGUUUCUUAGAAGUUAAUUUGUGUGAAAUGAGAUUCUUCAAAACAGCGAAUCCUCAUAGUUCUGAGAAACGGUUUUAAGAUUUUAAAUUCUAAGCAAACCAUGACUCUGACGGACUACACAUUUAAUUAUACAGUGUUCUCUUUAUUAACCGCAGGCAGAUUAACCUCACUGUGGACUGUCCUUGAGACCUGAGUCCUCAGGGAUGGCUUCCGGUGCCCACUGCUGGGAGCCACUGAAGAGCUGUUCCCUUUCUGCCUUCUCACCAGAGCCCAAGGACGAGCCUGGUCUGGGGGAAGCACUAGCUUGCUUAGAGCAGACAGCUGCAAGGACAGCCUGGGCUGGCGAGCGUGCAGCCCUCCGGCCUGCCCCAGAGCCCGCCUUCCCGGGGAGCCUCCUUCCGGCCGGAGCUUCUGUGCCAGUGUCUUCAGGUGCCCGCCCCCUCCUCCUCGCUUGCUGGGUGACUUUUAUUUCUUGGGCUUUUUGCCAGUUUCAGAAAAUAGGGAAGCAGCUGGGGAGUUGUGGACUGGGAGUAGAAUUUGAGCAAUGAUGCAGCAAUCCAGAAAAAUGGCAAGAGGGCACCUGAGGCCGAGGUGGCUGAGGGUCGCGGUGGGAGGGAGGAGGGAAGCGUGCUCCGCUCUGUGACUGUUCUGCACCAAAUAUGGCUGUUUUGUACCUCCAGCGGUUACAGGUUUUUAAAAAUUGUACUUUUAAAGCCAUCCUUUAUCCUCCCCACCCUCCGAUAAUUCCCUUCCCAAUAAGUUCCCAUGUAAUGAUUGGAGAUUCUGUACAGGAAAAACAUGAAAGUACUGUUUUGAUUGUUUCGUAUGCUGGGAAAAGUUAAAAGUGGUCAAGUUUUUUUUUUUCUUCCCCACCCCCAAAGAAUCCUUUUGUAAUGGCAUUUAUUAACGUGACUCCACCAGCAAGCUAUGAUUAUAUUUCAAGCCAGUGAGUUUCGAACAGAGGCCUUGGGCUGCACUGCACACUCAGCCUUGGUCACAUCUGGUAGCAGCCGGUGCUGUAGAUUAUAAAUAUCUUUUAUGGCAAAGUAGAAUAGUAGUAGUUUCGAUAUACAUGACAAACAGUAUUAAAGCUCAGUAUUUUACUCAUUUUUAGCAUUUAAAAAUAUUUUUGCUUUAGUGUGAGGAAGGUAAGGAUGGGCAGAGAGGCGAUUAAAAAUAGCCGUUGCCGUGACAAAAAAGAAACAAACAAAGUUGGGGCAGGAUUUCUGUGAGAUAAGCCUCUAAAACUGCUUAGCAGAAGAAGGAUUGUAUUAAACUAGAACAAUGAUACUAAGGAGAACAUGAAAGGAUGUAUCAGGAAUAAAGUGAUAUUGCAUAGAAGUAUUGUAUUUUUAUGAAUUUUAUGCCAGUUGUUUUACAUGUACUAUGUAUGUUAAAUAAAAAAGAUCAUGAAAAGUAUAGAA